AUGAUUCCUAAAGUUUGGAAACCACGGAGGAAAAGAACAAAUAUACUACUUUUUAUAGCAACAAUAGUAGUAUUAUUCAAUAUUCACCAACUUGGAUUAGCUCACAAGCAUGAAAGUGUACCGAUUUCAUUAAAAGACAUAAGCAGUAAACAUAAUGCAUCAUCAAUACAUCAUAAAUUUCUAGCCAAAUAUCCCUUUGAGUCAGUUAUUGAUCUUUCAUUGAACCAAAGAUGUGAUUUAUUUUUUCAAUUUUUAUUUGAAAGUAAUAAAAGAUGGAUGCUUGAUCCUAUGCAACAUUAUGAAGUUGAUUAUCAAGGUGAAGAGUAUAAUGAAUUUAUAUUGAGAAAUGCAUUUAGAUUAACUCUUGAAUUUCAGGAGAAAUAUGGUAAUGAUUUCCCUGAAGAUGAAUUUGGAGAAAAAGUUGGGGAAUAUAUGAAGAAUGAAUUUUAUAAACAAGAAUCUUUGACAAAUCAAGCUUCAAUUAAAAAUCAAAUUUCAAUUUAUAGAUUAUUUAAUCGAUGUUAUAUGUCACCUAAUGAAGUUUCAACUGAAAAAGAAAACAAGAGCAAAAGACGUGUGAUAUCUGUGGAGCACAGAGUGAAUCCAUGGUUAUCUAAAAAGUUCCCAGUUUAUGAAAAAUGGGAUGGUUCUGUUCGAAAGUUGAAAAUGAAGACUGAAGAUUUAGUUUUAAAUCAGUACAAGAGUAUAAGUUCUGGCAAAGGGAUGGUAGUAACAAUAUCUGAGAAACACGUUGAAGAUACCAUUAGCUUAAUUCAUAUACUUCGUGGGUUGAAGAAUGAUCUUCCUAUGGAAAUCAUCUACACUGGAUUGUCACCAAAAUCUAAAAAGAAACUAAUCAAUGCUGCUAGAGAAGAAUAUCAUGAUUUACCUCCACAAGAAAUUUGGUUUGUUGAUAUUAGUCCUGCAAUUGCCAACGGAUAUAGAUUUCUUUUUGAAAAAUUUGACUUCAAAUUAUUAUCAAUGUUGUUUAAUUCUUAUGAAGAAUUUAUCCUUCUUGAUGCAGAUACCGUUCCUUUCAAACUGCCAAGUUAUUUUUUCAAUAUGAAUGGUUAUAAACAAACAGGAGCAUUUUUUUUUAAAGAUAGAGGUGUUCUUAUUCCUCGUGUCGCUCAAGACGGUGAGUUCAUUUCUUCAUUGGGUCCAUCGGAUUUAGAAACAACUUUAUUUGGAAUACCACAAAUGACCCAACAUACAUUAGGCAAUCCAUUCUUUAGAGGAUUGGUACAUUAUCAAGAAUCUGGAUUGUUGGUGAUUAACAAAAACUUACAUUUCCAAUCCAUAUUGAUGGUCAUUCAAUUGAUAUUUAUGCGUCCCGUAGCCCGUAAAAGUAUGGGUGAUAAAGAGCUAUAUUGGAUGGGGUUUUCACUUAAUGGUGAUGAAAAUUAUACAUUUAAUGAUAAUUUUGCUGCGGCUGUGGGUCAGUUAACUCCGGAAGGAGAUAGGAUUCGUCCAGAUGGGAAGAAAUUUAAUUCUAAAGAAAUUUGUUCAUCACAUCCAGGUCAUAUAAGUUCAGAAGACGGGUCAUUAUUAUGGAUGAACACAGGAUUUAAAGUGUGUAACAAAAUCAUGUCAAGUUAUGAUGAUCAGGCUGAUAAAAAUGAAAUUAAUAAUAUAUGGAAACAUAUAAAAACAGGUGAAGAUUUUAAGAAUUUUUAUAAUAGUCCCGUGAAAAUAACCCAUGCAAUUCUACCACCAUUAGAUGAAGAAUACAGAUUAAGAUAUAGUUUAGAACGAGAACCAUCAGAUGGUUGGUCAUGUCCAAAGGAAUUUUGUGAAAAUUACAUGUGGUGUGGUUAUUCUAGUAUUGGAGGAGAAAAGAAUACAUUAGAAGGAAGAGUGAUUACAUUUGAUGAAGAAGAAGUAAAGUUGUUUAAAUAUUUGGGAGAUUUAUGGACUGAACUGCAAUAG
This is a messenger RNA of Candida tropicalis MYA-3404, 1929 nucleotides long. Its product is annotated as alpha-mannosyltransferase. NCBI's taxonomy places the organism in Eukaryota, Fungi, Ascomycota, Pichiomycetes, Serinales, Debaryomycetaceae. The coding region runs from base 1 to 1929 and encodes 642 amino acids. Gene Ontology annotation, molecular function: alpha-1,3-mannosyltransferase activity. The transcript has a single exon. The record is from RefSeq and is a predicted model, not a curated record. Gene Ontology annotation, biological process: protein O-linked glycosylation. Gene Ontology annotation, cellular component: Golgi apparatus.